AUGUUGCAGCAGUCAAGCUGCGAGGCGAUUAGGCGUCAAAGAUGGCACGUGCCCAGAUCUGGGCCUUCGGCCCGUGGCAUUCAACAUACUGUGACAAGACAGGCUCACCGCAAACUUGAACCUGAUUUCCAUGACAAGUACGGCAACCUCGUUCUCAUUUCUGGGUUGGCAUUUGGUAUUGGCACUUGGGCCUAUGCUUGCAUUCAGCUUCCGCUUACAUGGAAUUUCUCUCCAGUUGGUCGACUGACUCCAAAGGAAUGGAGAGAAGACUAGAGGUGACUUUCUGACCCCUCUGGGAAUUGGGAAGGAACCUGAGCUGUAUGUGUGCCACCCUUCUCUGGCACUCUUCUCUGUGUCAUGUGUGUUGUAAUAAAUGUAUUGACAAUAAAUGAUUUGAAUCAUAA
Molecule: messenger RNA, 404 nt
Organism: Python bivittatus (Burmese python)
Lineage: Eukaryota; Metazoa; Chordata; Lepidosauria; Squamata; Pythonidae
Source: RefSeq, a predicted model, not a curated record